Messenger RNA from Sceloporus undulatus (fence lizard), 5015 nucleotides. RefSeq names its product importin 4 (gene IPO4). Gene Ontology annotation, biological process: protein import into nucleus. Gene Ontology annotation, cellular component: cytoplasm; nucleus. Lineage: Eukaryota; Metazoa; Chordata; Lepidosauria; Squamata; Phrynosomatidae. The record is from RefSeq and is a predicted model, not a curated record. Bases 288 to 3545 code for a protein of 1085 amino acids. Gene Ontology annotation, molecular function: small GTPase binding; nuclear import signal receptor activity. The transcript has 30 exons.
CGGAAGUGGGCGGCUCGUCUCCUCCACAUGUGCUGGCAAGGCAAACAGUUGCUGCCAGCAGCUCUCCUGGAGGUUCUCCCUGGCAGCUGAUUUUCCUGGAGGGGCUGAGCCUCCGGACCUUUCCUUUUUGGGGGUGCUGCUGCUCCCUUGUCCCCCCUCCUCCAUCCCUGGUGGAGGGGGGGCUUUGUACUUUUCUCUCCCCCCCUCAAAAAACAAACCCUAAAUACCUUUUAUUUUCCUAUCAACCCCCUCCCCAAAAAGAGGGCUCCCCCUCCUCUCUUUUGACCAUGGCAGAUGUGGAGCUGGAGAAGAUCCUUUCAGACUUGCUACAGCCUGACAAUGCCAUCAUCCAACAGGCUACAGCUCAGCUGAAAGAGGCCCUAAAGCAACCUCAAGCUCUGUCCCAUCUCAGCCAUGUGAUGUCAAAUUGUCAAGACCCAAGGAUCCGGCAACUUGCUGCUGUCCUGGUGAGGAGGCGUCUAACCAAACACUGGAAGAAGCUCAGUGGAACUGAGCAGGACAGGCUCAAGUCACAUGUGCUGACCACUUUGCAGAAGGAAUCAGACCAUAAAGUCUCCUUAGGAUUGGCCCAGCUGGCUGCUGUCAUUCUGAAGAAUGAAACACUGGAGAAAUGGCCACAGAUGCUUCAGGUCAUCCAACAUGGAGCCCGUUCCCGAGACCCCGUCCAGUGCCAGGUGGGAUUGCUCCUCCUGCAUUCUGCCCUGGAACUGGACCCCGAGGUCUUUGCUCCCCACUACAAGGACCUACUGCGCCUCUUCCACCAGACCCUUAACAUCCGGGGACAGCCAGCAGCUCUCUACUACUCCCUGCGGAGCCUCAGCACCAUGGCGGCCGGAUUGGGCUCGGAUGAAAUGAGUCUGAUGUCUUCAAUGGUGCCUAAGCUGAUAUCAGCUAUCCGAGAACUGAUCUCCGUGGAUGAGAUCCAAGCAAGUGAAGCAAUGGAGGUUUUUGAUGAGCUCAUGGAGACCGAAGUAUCCAUCAUUGCACAUCAUGUCUCAGAGAUCGUUGGCUUCUGCUUGGAGAUAGCCUCCAAUCUAGCAUUGAGCGACAGUCUCCGAGUAAAGGCAUUGUCCUGCAUCAGCUUCCUCGUCAAAUUAAGGAGUAAGGCUAUCCUGAAGAACAAACUCCUCUCGCCCAUCCUGACCACCCUGUUCCCCAUCAUGAGUGCAGAGCCACCUCCAGGCCAGAUGGAUGCAGAGGAUGAGCAGACAGAGGAGGACAUAGAGGAGAGGGCCGAAGUCCAGACCCCCAAGCACUAUGCAGCCCAGGUGGUAGAUAUGUUAGCGCUGCACCUUCCCCCUGAGAAGCUCUUCCCCCACCUGACACCAUUGAUGGAACCAGCACUUCUGAGCCCCAAUCCAUACCAUCGCAAAGCGGGACUCAUGUGUUUAGCAGUUUUGGCGGAAGGCUGCGGGGAUCACAUCAGGAAGAAGCACCUCCAGCCCAUGCUGCAGGUAGUAUGCCGGGCGCUAUUAGAUGAAAGCCAAGUGGUCCGUAAUGCAGCCCUCUUCGCUUUGGGACAGUUCUCAGAGAACCUGCAGCCUGACAUUGCCAAUUACUCAGAUGACAUUAUGCCUCUGAUUUUGCGCUACCUGGAAGGCGUGCAGGUGGCCCAUACAAGCCACAUGGCCAAAGCCUACUAUGCCCUGGAAAACUUUGUGGAAAAUCUAGGAGACAAAAUUGCACCUUACCUGCCAUCCCUGAUGGAACGGAUGCUCACCACCUUAAAUCUUCCUGGCAGCCCCCGGACCAAGGAGCUGUCCGUCAGCGCCAUUGGAGCCAUUGCCCAGGCUGCCCAGGAUUCCAUCAUGCCAUAUUUCCAAAUGAUCGUAGAACACCUGAUGGGUUACUUGCUCACCACCCAAGAAGACCUCAGACCUGUCCAGAUUCAGUCAGUAGAGACUCUUUCCGUUCUCGCCACUGUCAUGAACAAGGAAGUCUUCCUCCCCUUGGCAGAGCAGUGCUGCCAGCUUGGACUGGACCUCUGCGACAGAGUGGAUGAUCCAGAUUUACGGAGAUGCACGUACAGUCUCUUUGGCUCACUUGCUACUGUGUUAGAAGACGCCAUUGCCCCGUACCUGCCGCGCAUCACCACACUCAUGCUGUAUUCCCUGAAAUCUACAGAGGGCCUUGAGCCUUCACUUGGCACAGGGAAUUCUUUCCUUCUAUUUGAUGACGAGGAAGAGGAGGCCGAGGUGGAGGGAGACGAGAGCCUGACUGAUGAUGAAGAGGAGGAUGACUCUGAACUCACAGGGCUGAGUGUGGGGAAUGUUUACAUGGACGAGAAGGAGGACGCCUGUGUGGCUCUGGGAGAGAUUGCCACUGCUGCCAGCAUGGCCUUCUUGCCCUACAUGGAGAACUGCUUUCAGGAAAUCAGCAAGUUGUUGGAGUGCCCCCACAUCCGGGUACGGAAAUCUGCAUUCGAGGCCCUGGGCCAGUUCUGCAUCUCCUUUCAUCAGCUCUGUGAGCGGGAUCCCUCCGAGCCCCAUGCUGCAGCCUUACAGAAGCUUCUUUCCAUGGUGGUGCCCGUUUAUAUCAAGGGCAUCCGGGAGGACAAAGAGCGUCAGGUGGUGAUGGCAGUUUUGGAGAUGCUAGCGAAAAUGGUGAAGUCGUGUCAGAAGGAAUGUCUCCGUGAACCAGGGCGGCUGGCGGAGCUGUGUCGGGUGAUCAGAGAAGUGCUAGAGAAAAAGACAGCCUGCCAGGACUCUGAUGUGGACGAAGACGGAGACGAAGAUGAUGAAGAAGAGGCGGAAUAUGAUGCCAUGCUCAUCGAAUAUGCUGGCGAAGUGAUCCCUGCGCUGGCUGAAGCUGCUGGAGGGGAAACCUUUGCUCCAUAUUUUGCUGGCCUCUUGCCCUUGCUCCUCAAUAAGAUGAAACCCAGCUCUUCCUUCUCAGAUAAGUCCUUCGCUGUGGGCACCAUGGCUGAGACCAUCCAAGGGUUGGGCCAUGCCUCAAGUGCCUUCGUCCCGCGCCUCUUGCCAUUGCUGAUGGGGGCGGCCCGUGACGUGGACAAGGAGGUUCGCAGCAACGCUGUCUUCGGGCUGGGCGUCCUAGCAGAACAUGGCGGGCAACCAGUGCACGAACAUUACCCCAAGCUGCUUGGGCUUUUGUCCAACAUCAUCUCCCAGGAGCAAAACAGCAGGGUGUCUGAUAAUGUCUGUGGAGCCGUGGCACGGAUGGUGAUGGCCAACCCUGGAGGGGUCCCCAUUGGACAGGUGUUUCCUGUCUUGCUGCAUGCCCUGCCUCUCAAGGAAGACUAUGAAGAGUAUCAAACAAUAUUCCGUUGCAUCAACUUUAUACACAAACACGAUCCUCAGCAGGUACUGCCGCAGGUUGGAGAAAUAGUACGGGCCAGCAGUGCAGUCCUGGGCAACAAACAUGUACCAACAGAGGGCCAAAACAACCUGGUGACUCUCCUGCGCAACCUUUCCGCCUCUUGUCCUGCUGAAUUCCAAACAGCCAUGCUCUCGAUGCCCUCAGAAGCAGGCGCCUUGGUCAACGCAGCCAUCGGCUCUUCCCCUUGACUGGGCCAGAGGGCUCUGCACUCCAGCUCCAUACAGUUGAAGCGUCUGCCACUCACAGAGACCAGCACCUUCCAUCAUCCACCUUGUUCUGUGCGGACUAGUUGCCUCCUUCUGUUUGGGAGCCAACCUGUCCCUGACACUCAGCAACACUCCCUCCAUCUUGUGUUGGUAGUUUUCUGUUGCCAACUGGGUUCUUUGUACCUUCAGUGGCCGUUCACAUCUCACAGUCUUUGCCACUCACCCUUUGGUGCUAGGCAGUUGUUAGUAAUUUUGUGGGAGGGUUUUCUUCUUCUUCUUAAACUGGUUCCAUGAAGAGUUCUCUCUUUUUCCCACCAAGAAUGGUUAUGAGCAUGAGGAGUUGUUGUGUUUGCCUACACUAACUUAAGCCAGGGUCUUGCAUGGUGUCAAGAGUAGCACGAUUCAUGUAGUAGGAUUUCAGUGUUAAUAACUUUAUCAGGUUUCUGCCUUCUUCUUUUUUAACUGACAGUAACUUUCCUGACUAGCAGACCUCGACUUUGAAGGAGUCAUCUAUGCUGCCAAGCUGAUCAGUGGGGCCUUGGUUGCACAGAAGCCCCUGCCAAGUUGACCAGAGUGUUACAUUCAUUUUAUCAAGUGGUGCCAUGUUUACUGUGCCAGCUUUAAAGCUGAUCUGCAACUAUUCAGCCACAUCGCUUGAGCUUAGUCAUGGGGUUUUUGGCUAAUCAGCAGGUCUAUUUCUUUGGAAUGAACUUGCUUGUUUGCAAGGUCCAAAAAUAUGCAUUUGAUGGUCUGAAAUUUGAAGAAGAGCAGCACUGGGUUUAAAGUUUAGCACAUUUCCUCCUCCUCUUAACAGGAAAUGUGUGUUGUCUGGCUCAUGUUGCCCCUUUCUGCCAAAGUGAAGUAAACAGAGAGGGGAGGAUGAGUCAUGAGAGCUUCCACUUGAUCUCAGAGCCAAAGAGCUGGGGGGAAAUCUUAUUCUGCUCAUCAACUCUGUCCAUGUUAAGUUUCCUCUUGACCCAAAUGUGACUUGGGUUCUGUUAAUGGAUGCUAUGGGCCAUUUUCCUAACCACAUCUUCACCAAACUGCUUAUUGGUCUUUAUAAGAUGUCUGCAGCCUGUUUCAUGUUCUUCCUCCCUCUCUCCUGGUUGCCAAAGGAGGUGGUGGUUUUGCCUUCCUUGCUCUGUCGAAACCAUUCUCAGAGCUGCCGCUCCCCCAUCCGCAGUUACAUCGGCUGGGAGACAGAGAGUUUUGCUUGCCAAAGUUUCAUGUUUGGAGGUUCAUCAAGAGGGGGUUAUUUGUGCAAGUGGCCUGCCUGAAGUGGCUUUUCAGCUGGGUUUUGGAAUGAAAUAACAGCCCCUUGCAUCAGCUGGCAGCCCUGUAGUUUGUAAUGUAAGAUUUUAACCUGGGUUUGUUAGGUUUAUUAUUUUUUUGAACAAAAGACUAAAAUAUAUUGUGUACCUUAUAAUAAAAAUCUGUUGCACUUGAACAGGA